Ipomoea nil (Japanese morning glory) is the source of this 1440-nucleotide messenger RNA. Its product is annotated as phospholipase A(1) DAD1, chloroplastic-like. The record is from RefSeq and is a predicted model, not a curated record. Gene Ontology annotation, molecular function: glycerophospholipase activity. The transcript has a single exon. NCBI's taxonomy places the organism in Eukaryota, Viridiplantae, Streptophyta, Magnoliopsida, Solanales, Convolvulaceae. The coding region runs from base 43 to 1338 and encodes 431 amino acids. Gene Ontology annotation, biological process: lipid metabolic process.
CUGAGAUAGCCAUAAAUAAAUAACCUAAGUGAAGCAAAAACUAUGAGGCUUUACUACACCGGGAUUAGACCGAUGGAUUUAAUGGUCUCACUCUCAUCAAAACACAGAGUGGUGGUGGUCACCGCCUCAUCCGGCGGUGCCGCCACCUCGGAAUUUUCAACCUUAAAGAACACGAAAUCUUGGACGACACUUGGGAAUGCCGCCUCUUCCAAGUGUCUUGUGGCGGCGGACAGAGCCGCCAAGCUUUGCAGCAAGUGGAUGGAGUAUCAAGGGAUACGAGACUGGGAAGGGUUGCUGGAUCCCCUCGACGAUUAUCUCCGGAAGGAGAUUUUAAGGUACGGCGACUUUGUCGAAGCGGCGUACCGGAGCUUCGACUUCGACACGGCGUCGCCGACGUAUGCCACGUGCCGGUACGACGAGGAUGCCGUGAUGACCCGGUGCGGGCUGGGCGGGAGCGGGUACAAGGUGACAAGGAACUUGUACGGGACAUGUGCGGUGAACGUGCCACGUUGGACGAAUCUCGUGUCCCCGAAGUCCAGCUGGAUUGGGUACGUGGCAGUGUGUGAUGACGAGGACGAGAUUCGGCGGUUGGGCCGCCGCGACGUGGUGAUUGCCUACCGAGGCACCGCCACCCCGCCCGAGUGGCUCGAGAAUUUGCGUGCCACGUUGACGUGCCUGCCCGAUGACAUGGCUCCUCGAAACUGCGAACCCAUGGUCCAGCGUGGAUUCUUGAGUUUGUACACGUCAGCAUCCGACGCCCACCCAAGUUUAAAAGACUCCAUCCGCGACGAAAUAACCAAAAUCAUCGAAACCUACGGCGACGAGCCGCUGAGUAUAACGAUCACGGGGCACAGCCUCGGCGCCGCGCUAGCCACGAUAACGGCGUACGACAUUACCACUCAAUUCCGUCACGCGCCGUUAGUGACGGUGGUUUCAUUCGGCGGUCCGAGAGUCGGUAACAAGAACUUCCGGUCCCAACUGGAAAACAGUGGCACUAAGGUACUAAGAAUCGUAAACUCCGACGACCCAAUCACUAAAGUCCCAGGAUUCGUGGUGGAUUCUGAUGACGUGUCAGAUUGCGGGACCACCCAACCUAGUGGCAUGCUGAGCUGGCUCCAAAAGUGUGUGGACAGCCAAUGGGUGUAUGCUGAGGUGGGCAAAGAGCUCCGAGUCAGCAGCAAGGACUCAUCGUACAGCAAGGACGUCGCCACUUGUCACGAUCUCAAGACUUAUCUGCACUGUAUAGAUAAUUGGUCGAGCUGUAAAUGUCCAUUGAGAGCUACAGCUAAGAGAGUGAUAGAGAAAAAUCAUGGGAAAAGGAGGAGAGUGCUUGCAUAGCCACAAAUUAAAUUGUUACGGAUCGGAGCACGUGGUAGUGAUGAACAGACAUUCAAAAAACAUGUUCAAAUUAAAUAUAAUGUGCAGAAAUCGUUAAGAGGA